UGGAAGCCAAAUAAAAUGCUACUUUUGUGAUGGGUUAUUAUUGCCUUAUCUCCGGACAUACUUUGUGCUUUUGGGUAGGUUAGGCUUCUUGAAUCUUGGUCAGUGGUCAGUGGUCAGUGGUCGGUGGGCAGAGCAUAAACAUUUCAUUUUUGGUUAUCUUAGUACAUGUUUGACAUGAAGUUUAUGAACAAUAAAGAUGCCAAUAGUCUCUCAUCCAAUCCAAUCCAAAUGAAUAUACAACUUUAGUAGUUCUUUUUUUCCAUUUAUGUCUGUCAUUUUCCAUUUUAUUUAAAGCAUCAUUACUUCAGAAUUUUUAGGUGGUCUGAACUGAACCAACUACUCAAAAAUCUCAGUGGCCAUGGGUGCUGCUGCUACUGCUUCUCUCUCCUAUCUCUCUCCCCUAACUGUCAUGAAUGUCAACCUUAUUCACAGAAGUGAUUUGGGUUCUUUUCACUCUUCAACUGCCACUAAUCUUCAACAAAUCAGACCCAAGAGCUAUCGUAUCAGAUGUCAAUCAACCAGUACAGAUGAAGUGAAAACAAAAAGAAAUUUUCUAGAUAAUGCAAGCAACCUUCUUACCAAUUUGUUAAGUGGGGGAAGCUUAGGGUCCAUGCCUAUAGCUGAAGGUGCUGUUACAGAUUUGUUUGACAGACCUCUCUUCUUUUCUCUGUAUGAUUGGUUCUUAGAGCAUGGGGCAGUGUAUAAGCUUGCUUUUGGACCAAAAGCCUUUGUUGUAGUCUCAGAUCCUGUUGUAGCAAGGCAUAUUCUUCGAGAAAAUGCAUUUUCAUUUGACAAGGGAGUUCUUGCUGAUAUACUAGAACCUAUAAUGGGAAAAGGACUUAUACCUGCUGACCUUGACACGUGGAAAUUGAGGAGAAGAGUUAUUGCUCCUGGAUUCCAUUCCUUGUACCUGGAAACUAUGGUCAAAGUAUUUACUUCUUGUUCAGAAAGAACAAUAUUGAAAAUCGAUAAGCUCCUAGAAAGAGAGAACUUGCAAGGUGGACAAACAAUUGAGCUGGAUCUUGAAGCAGAGUUCUCAAAUUUAGCUCUUGAUAUUAUUGGGCUUGGUGUUUUUAACUAUGACUUUGGCUCUGUCACUAAAGAAUCGCCUGUGAUUAAGGCAGUGUAUGGUACCCUUUUUGAAGCAGAACACAGAUCAACCUUUUAUAUUCCAUAUUGGAAAGUUCCCUUCAUGAAAUGGAUAGUCCCCAGGCAACGGAAGUUCCAGAAGGACCUAAAGGUCAUCAAUGAGUGUCUUGAUGGACUCAUCAGAAAUGCAAAGGACACGAGGCAGGAAACAGAUGUUGAAAAAUUGCAACAAAGGGACUACUCAAAUCUGAAGGAUGCAAGUCUUCUGCGUUUCUUAGUUGAUAUGCGGGGAGCUGAUGUCGAUGACCGUCAGUUACGGGAUGACCUGAUGACUAUGCUUAUUGCUGGCCAUGAAACAACAGCUGCUGUUCUUACUUGGGCUGUUUUCCUGCUCGCUCAAAAUCCAUCAAAAAUGAAAAAGGCGCAAAAGGAGAUCGAUUCAGUACUUGGACAGGAUGAGCCAACAUUUGAAUCCGUUAAAAAAUUGGACUACAUUAGACUAAUUGUUGUAGAAUCUCUUCGAUUAUAUCCUGAACCGCCUUUGCUUAUUAGACGCUCCCUCAAAUCAGAUAAAUUGCCAGGAGGGUUCAAUGGUAACAAAGACGGUUAUGCAAUCCCUCCUGGAACUGAUAUAUUUAUAUCUGUGUAUAAUCUUCAUAGAUCUCCCUAUUUUUGGGACCGUGCUAAUGAAUUUGAACCAGAGAGGUUCUUAGUGGAAAAAAAGAAUGAAGAUGUUGAAGGAUGGGAUGGUUUUGACCCAUCUCGAAGCCCUGGAGCAUUGUACCCAAAUGAGAUUAUAUCUGAUUUUGCCUUCUUACCCUUUGGUGGAGGACCAAGAAAAUGCGUCGGAGACCAAUUUGCGCUCAUGGAGGCAACCGUGGCGUUGGCUAUGUUGUUACAGAAGUUUGAUGUGGAACUGAAGGGGUCUCCUGAAUCUGUGGAAUUGGUUACCGGCGCGACCAUCCAUACCAAGAAUGGUUUGUGGUGCAAGUUGAGGAAGAGAUCUCAUGUGACGUCAUAGAACAUAAGUUGUAUUGUAUCCCAUGUUUAUUUUCAUUGUUACCUGCCAAUUAUUACCGUUUUGGAACAUGGGUGGAAAUAAUUCUAGCAAGUUUUUGAAGAGCAAUAUAUAAUAAAAUCACUCGAUUCACCGUCA
Molecule: messenger RNA, 2245 nt
Organism: Humulus lupulus (European hop)
Lineage: Eukaryota; Viridiplantae; Streptophyta; Magnoliopsida; Rosales; Cannabaceae
Product: cytochrome P450 97B2, chloroplastic
Exons: 14
Coding region: 359-2110 (583 amino acids)
Cellular component (GO): chloroplast
Molecular function (GO): iron ion binding; monooxygenase activity; heme binding
Source: RefSeq, a predicted model, not a curated record